This is a messenger RNA of Exophiala aquamarina CBS 119918, 717 nucleotides long. RefSeq lists its product as uncharacterized. Bases 1 to 717 code for a protein of 238 amino acids. The transcript is spliced from 3 exons. NCBI's taxonomy places the organism in Eukaryota, Fungi, Ascomycota, Eurotiomycetes, Chaetothyriales, Herpotrichiellaceae. The record is from RefSeq and is a predicted model, not a curated record.
AUGCCAGAUUUUUUCGUGCUUGCACGAGUUGUAGGCUCGGAAGGUGCUUUUCCAGAGUGGCAGAAGAGGCUUGUUCCCCUUUGCGAAAUUUCCCAGACUGAGCCAUAUUCGACCUCUUACUACUGGGGCCAGGAUGUGGAUGGGGAACCGGACACACUCUGGGGGCUCGAAGGAUAUGCCCACCCUAUAGGAUUCUUCAUCGGACAUCCUUCUUCUGAGGUUUUCAAGCGAGAAAUGAAGCUGGUAGACGAACAUAAACUGCUUCGGAAUGUUCAGGGCUUGGGCAGCCCUGAUUAUGAUCUACAUUACUACGACAUGGAUGCCGGCUUCUUGACUAGGUCGGACGACAAAGAUAAAGACUCGAAGGACAGUUUCGUGACCGCCAUGCAUUUUUGGGCGCUUGAAGGGAAGCGAAAGCAUUUAAUUCGCGCAUUAUCCGGAUUCGCAGACCGUGUGCGUGCACGAGAAACAGGUGAGACAGGCGAUACGAUCAAAGUACAGAGCUUCGCUGUUCUCAAGGAAUCCCUGGAUGUGAAUAUGGCAAGCCUAUAUAUCAGAACAAGGACGAGGUUGGAUUGGGAGGAGUUUCAGAACUCAGACAUUUUCGACCAACUAAUGAACGACACUGCCGGUGUUAUAACCAAGCAUGAAUUCCACAGAUCGCAAGCUUUCAAUGGUCACAUCGACCAGAAGCCUAAACAGUCAAUGGAUACCUGA